AUGGUUUCUACAGUUUAUUCUUUUCGAGCAAUUUGUGAUUUUCAAUAUUUACCUUUGAGCAAUUUUAAUUUAAAUGAAAGUGUUGAUGAAGCACAUAUUCGUCAUGAUUUGGUUCCUAUACUUGUUCCAAACGAUUUUCUUUCUUCUUUAUCUUGGUGGAAUGAGGAUCAUUCUGGAUCUUCCCAAGCUUCAACUUCUUUAACCUCCAAAUUAUUUAACGAAGCACAUCAAUUUUUACCUCCAUAUCAAUUUAGUCGUUACAAUCAUCCUUCAAAAUUUUUGUUACAUGACGAAGUUGACCACAAAGCAACGCGGGGAAAUGUUGGGCAUGGAAAAAGCCUUCGUUGUGAACGUAAAUCCCUAACAACUACAGUUAAUGCAAAGGAUCCGUUUCCUGUCGCGCCAAGUGAGGAAGCUUUACGUGACGUUGACUUGAGGCAAAUUAAUUAUUUUUAA
Molecule: messenger RNA, 456 nt
Organism: Meloidogyne enterolobii
Lineage: Eukaryota; Metazoa; Nematoda; Chromadorea; Rhabditida; Meloidogynidae
Source: the annotation of a GenBank genome assembly